Pristis pectinata (smalltooth sawfish) is the source of this 1663-nucleotide messenger RNA. It is a transcript of the gene rabac1, whose product is annotated as Rab acceptor 1 (prenylated). The transcript is spliced from 6 exons. The record is from RefSeq and is a predicted model, not a curated record. NCBI's taxonomy places the organism in Eukaryota, Metazoa, Chordata, Chondrichthyes, Rhinopristiformes, Pristidae. Bases 180 to 749 code for a protein of 189 amino acids. Gene Ontology annotation, cellular component: Golgi apparatus.
ACCGGAAGAAGCGGCGAGAGAGGUGGGGAGGGGGGGGUCCCGCUGGAGACGGGACGUCCGGGGGGGGCGGAGACCCCGGGACCGCGACCCGUCCGCGGACACCUCUGUACCCGGGAGGAGUGGCGUCAGACUGGGGUUACUCCCCACCACUGUGGUGAAGUUAGCACCGUCCGGGAACCAUGGCGACCAAGGCAGAGGACGUGUUCUCCCUCACCAAGGAGGAGGAGGCGACCGGGGUAACAGGCAGGAUCUACAUCCCCAAGAUCAUCUCGCAGGGCCCAGCCAAGGAGUGGAUCGAAAAGCGCCGGCUGACCAUCCGCCCCUGGGCCAACUUCAUCGACCAGAAGCGCUUCUCGAGGCCCAAGAACCUGGGCGAGAUGUGCAAGCGGCUGGUGAGGAACGUGGAGUACUUCCAGAGUAACUACGUCUUCGUCUUCCUGGGCCUCAUCGUCUACUGCGUGGUCACCUCGCCGAUGCUGCUCGUCGCCCUGGCUGUGUUCUUUGGCGCCUGUUACAUCGUCCACCUGCGGGCCUCCCAGUCCAGGCUAGUCCUCUUCGGCCGUGAGCUGAGCCCCGCCCACCAGUACGGGCUGUCCGCAGCCGUGGCCUUCCCCUUUUUCUGGCUGGCUGGAGCUGGCUCUGCCGUCUUCUGGGUGCUGGGUGCCACCCUGGUGACGAUCGGGGGCCACGCCAGCUUCCACGAGCUGGAGUCCGGAGACGGGGAUGAGCUGCAAAUGGAGUCGGUGUGAGAGUCGGGGGAUGUCUCGGGAUGGGAGUCCGGCGCUGCCGCCCCCUCCUCCCGCCGCCCCGUCCCGCCAUCUCCCCCUCUCCGCUCUCGGCAGCUCAGAAUCGCAGCUCCCGCCCUUGUGCGGUCGGCGGGGAGCGCAGUUUCCUGAAGGAAGAGAUUUAUCUAUGGAUUAACGUUCAUCAGAAUAUUUACACGGAUCUCGCACUGAAGCUCGACCUUGUCCGGGGAUACCCUGCGGACCCACCGCUCCCCGGAAUGUCCCCAGGGAGCUGGUGGAUGCCUCGCGCUGCCGGGACCACCCACCCCCGGGUGCAGAUGUAUCCCUGCGGUUGCCUCGGGCGGGGAUGGUGUGCCUUCGGGGUGCCGGUUUGUGUCUCAUUCCACCACCUCUCCCACCCACCCCCCCACACCACCAAUGUCACUUGACCGGGUCCACAGGCCGUGGGACGGGCCCACUGUCGGUGCUCUGUCCCUGGGCUGUCUGGUCUUUGUGGGCGGUGGUGGGGAGUGGGGGCGGGUACGGUCUGGUGAGCAGCCCCCGUCUGGAAGCUGCUCGGAGAAUCCCCUUGCCCCCCAACGUCCCCUCCCUCUCCCCCUUCCCGUGUGCCCGCCCUCCCCCCCACACUCUCUUCCCCUCCUCCCCGCGCCCCCUCUCCCCCUCCCCCCUUGCACCCCAUCCCCUCUUCCCUGCGACCCCCAUCCCCUCCCCCUCAGCCCCAAGUGGCACUGCUCAGAGCCCCUCCUCCUCUCCCACCUUCUGCCUCAAGAUUCACACACCCUUCCCCAUUUCUCUUGCACCUGCGACCCCUCCCCCCCCAUCCCCCCACCCAUUAGCCGGUUACUACCCAGACACCGUGGAGUUUACCCGCCAGACGUUUCACUGUAUCAGUACGUGAAUAAACUUGUUUACAAAGA